This is a messenger RNA of Brettanomyces nanus, 1818 nucleotides long. RefSeq lists its product as uncharacterized. NCBI's taxonomy places the organism in Eukaryota, Fungi, Ascomycota, Pichiomycetes, Pichiales, Pichiaceae. The record is from RefSeq and is a predicted model, not a curated record. Gene Ontology annotation, molecular function: phosphotransferase activity, alcohol group as acceptor; kinase activity. The coding region runs from base 1 to 1818 and encodes 605 amino acids. Gene Ontology annotation, biological process: carbohydrate metabolic process. The transcript has a single exon.
AUGACUGUUCCUGUCUACUACGUCGGUGUUGACGUUGGUACUGGAUCUGCCCGUGCUGCCCUUGUGGACCAAAAAGGUGCUAUUCUUGGUCUUGCCGAAAAACCAAUCUCCUUGGGAGAACUAAAAGAGAAUUACAUCACUCAAUCUUCUACUGAGAUUUGGGAUGCCAUUUGCUACUGUGUCAAAGCUACCAUUGCCGAGUCCAAAGUUGAUCCUUCAUCUAUUUUGGGUAUUGGUAUUGAUGCAACCUGUUCUCUUGUGUCUAUUAAGGAGUCUGACGAUUCGCCUAUGGGUGUUGGUCCGGACUUUACAGAUAAUUUACAGAAUAUUAUCUUGUGGAUGGACCAUAGAGCUGAAGAAGAAGUUGCGAUGAUCAACCAAACCGGUGAUGUUUCUUUGAAAUAUGUUGGUGGAGGCUUCUCUAUUGAAAUGGAAAUUGUUAAGAUGACCUGGUUGAAAAACCAUAUGCCUAAGGGUGCUGACGGAGAGUCCACCUUUUCUGACUGUAAAUUCUAUGACUUGGGUGACUAUUUGACUCAUAAAGCUACCGGCGAAGAGACCAGAUCGUUCUGUUCCUGUGUCUGUAAGCAAGGUAUGGUUCCUCAGGGAAUUUCUUCGGACAGAAAUGGAUGGUCCAAGGAAUUUCUAUCUAGGAUUGGUGUUCCUGAGUUGGCCGAAGACAACUUUAGAAGAUUGGGUGGUCUUCCUGGUGUUACUGGUAAAUAUACCACUACAGGUGAAACUGUCGGUCCUUUGACAGCUGCUGCUGCCAAGGAGUUGGGUCUUACCACGAAAUGUUACGUUGGUUCCGGUGUCAUCGAUGCAUAUGCCGGUUGGAUUGGUACUGUCGCUUGCAAUACUGAGGUUCCUAUUCCAAGUCUUCAAUUGCAAGACCAGAAUAAGGAAGGUAUUGCUAAGGCCAAUGGACGUCUUGCAGCCAUUGCUGGUACUUCAACCUGUCACAUCUGUUUAGAUGAAAAGGCAAUAUUUGUGCCUGGUGUCUGGGGUCCUUACAGAGAUGUUAUUGGUAAAGGUUUCUGGUGUGCAGAAGGUGGUCAGUCUUGUACUGGUGCUUUAUUGGCUCACGUUUUAACCUCUCAUCCUGCUUAUAAUAAGUUGGUUGAGGCCGCCAAAAAUGCCGGUGUCUCCAAAUUUGACUACUUGAACCGGAGAUUGCAGGAGUUGAAAGGAGCAAGAGGAGAAAGAUCCAUUAUCUCUUUGGGAAAGAACUUGUUCUUUUACGGAGAUUUCCAUGGCAACAGAUCGCCAAUUGCCGAUCCUCACAUGAAGGCUUCUAUUAUUGGUCAAUCCAUGGAUGUUUCUUUGGACUCUUUGGCCAUUGAAUAUCUUGGUGCAUGUGAAUUUAUUGCUCAGCAGACUAGACAGAUUGUCGAGAGAAUGGAAGAAUCUGGCUACAAGAUUCAGGCUAUUUACAUGAGUGGAGGUCAAUGCCGUAAUGAAUUAUUGAUGCGUUUGCUUGCAGACUGUACCAAUAUGCCUAUUGUUACACCAAAGUAUAUCGAUGCUUCCGUUGUGUUCGGUGCCGCCAUGCUUGGUGCCGUUGCUGCUGAGGAUGCCUUGAUCGACCAGGGUGAGAGAAAAAAGACCUCUGAAAGUGUCAGUGAUAGGCUUUGGAGAAUUAUGUGUGAGCUAUCGGCUAGCGGUAAAGUGGUCUUCCCUAGAAGUGAUUCUGAACCUGAUAGAAAAUUGUUGAGUGUCAAGUACAAAAUCUUCCUCGACCAGAUUAGAACCCAACAGGAAUACCGUAAGAUGGUGGCCAAUACUGAGGAUGCUAUUUCCAACUACUUGAAGAUUUAA